Messenger RNA from Dictyostelium discoideum AX4, 789 nucleotides. RefSeq lists its product as hypothetical. The annotation marks the transcript as partial. The record is from RefSeq and is a predicted model, not a curated record. Lineage: Eukaryota; Evosea; Eumycetozoa; Dictyosteliales; Dictyosteliaceae. The transcript has a single exon.
CACACCUCAACCCUCAACGAUAUGUGCAGACACUGGGGUGUAUUCAGAGUCAAAUUUUACCAAAACCAUCCAAAGAUAAAUGAACUUCCAGACUGUAUAAGAAACGACAAUGACGAACCACUAAAACUGAAAGAAAUUUACGAACUCAUGAUCAAAGACAGACACCCAACACCAAGAAGAACAGAAUGGCAGAAGUUAUGGGCGGUGAGAUACAACACAGCAAUACCCAAAGUAUUCAUAAACAUCAACAUCAUUUCUCACCAAAAAGGUAGAAACACCCUCUUCAGAUUCUUCUCAAGAUCACUUCCAGGUAUCAACCACGAAAGAGACACCAGAUGCAAGAUCUGUGGCCACCUAUUCAGAGACCCUUAUUCUCACCUCUUCACUCUAUGCCAAGAUAUCCUAGAUAUUGAAAAAACCAUCAUAUCAACAGUUAACAAAUUAUCAUUCAUCAAAAUCCACAGAUGGUCAAUGGAUACCUUAGACAUAUCAAAAUACAACAGAACUGAGAGAAUCUUCCCCAAUCUCAUAGGAAUAAUAGCACACCAAUUAUGGAAGAUAAUCUGUCACAAAUUGUUCAACACUGAUGAAAGCAAACCAGAGCCAAAAUUCGAACAAAAGGUCAUAGAAACAGAAUUACUAAAUCUCAUCGAAACUGAAAAAUUCAUCACACUAAAGAAAAUCAAACACGACGAAGCAAUACUAAAAAACACCAAUCAAGAUCUUCACAAAUACAAAUUCAACAAAGCCUGGCAAACCCCAGCAGCUCCGAACCCUCUUCCAAUUUAA